Molecule: messenger RNA, 1171 nt
Organism: Daucus carota subsp. sativus
Lineage: Eukaryota; Viridiplantae; Streptophyta; Magnoliopsida; Apiales; Apiaceae
Product: GDSL esterase/lipase CPRD49
Exons: 6
Coding region: 112-882 (256 amino acids)
Molecular function (GO): hydrolase activity, acting on ester bonds
Source: RefSeq, a predicted model, not a curated record
CAGAUACACAUACAAACACCCAUCCAUAUAUAUAAAUAUAACUCACUCCCUUGAUACUCGCCUCCUCUAUAUUUUAUUAUCUACACUGAAACAGGAUCAAGACCAGAAAGGAUGGUGGGUCCGAACAGGCCUCAGAUUGUGUUAUUUGGAUCCUCCAUUGUGCAGAUGAGUUACAGCCAUGGUGGCUGGGGCUCCAUUCUUUCUGAUAUCUACUCUCGGAAGGCAGACAUAAUAUUGCGAGGAUACUACGGUUGGAACUCCCGGCGUGCUAUUGAAGUGCUUGAUCAAAUUUUUCCUAAGGAUGCUUCCGUUCAGCCUUCCUUGGUGAUUGUCUACUUUGGUGGUAAUGACUCGAUGGGGCCUCAUUCAUCUGGUCUUGGUCCUCAUGUACCACUCCCUGAAUAUGUUGAAAAUAUGAGGAAAAUCGCAAUUCAUCUCAAGAGCCUUUCAGAUACAACUCGCAUAAUAUUUCUUAGUUCUCCACCUCUUAAUGAGGUCUAUCUCCGUGAGAACCAGAGUGCAGCAUUAAGUCCACUAAUUCGAACAAAUGAGUUGUGCCGAGAAUAUUCAGAAGCUUGUAUAAGCUUGUGCCAUGAGGAGGGCGUGAAAGUCAUUGAUCUUUGGACUGCAAUACAGCAAAAAGAUGAUUGGUUGACUGCUUGCUUUACAGAUGGACUUCAUUUAUCGGCAGAGGGAAGUAAGAUAGUUGUGCAGGAGAUACUAAAGGUGCUCAAAGAAGCUGAUUGGACCCCUUCCUUGCACUGGAAAUCCAUGCCAACCGAAUUUGCAGGGGGGUCGCCUUACAAUCUUGUAGGUGCAGAUGGAAAAAGCACCCUAGAUCCAUCCGACUGGACUUUCUAUAGAGAAAUCAAGUGGGACUAAAAUUGCUGAAGAACCUCCCACCAGAAGCUAAAGAACGGGCCUAAGAAAUGGAAUACGGAUGGAAUAGAAUUGAGAAAUUGCUGCCAAUUAUGAUUAGUGUAAUUUUAUGUGAUUCGUUAGGCCACAAUAUCGACAUGUGGUCAUUAUAUAUGUUUUGUUAGGCUACAAUGUUGACAUGGUCAUAUCUUCCAGGUUACUAAAAGCAGUUGCAUCUUGUUUAUGUAACCAACUUGGCCAGUUUAUGUUUUCAUGCUUUAUGAAGGAAUGGGGUUAAUCGAGUGCUAUACUA